Durusdinium trenchii is the source of this 171-nucleotide messenger RNA. The record is from the annotation of a GenBank genome assembly. Lineage: Eukaryota; Dinophyceae; Suessiales; Symbiodiniaceae.
GUCUCCAGCUUGCUGGGCAUGUUUGAGCGUUCCUUCGAGACCGCUCAAGCGGCCCUGCCGACGCCUCCGCCUUUCGACCCGCUGGCGGCCUUGGACCUGCUGGGGCCCAACCCCUUCGGCCUCUUGGAGACGGAGCUGCCGGACCCGCCGCCGGAGGCCAAGCGCCGCAAG